AUGUCGAAUUCAAAUCAAAUGGAAAUUGAUGGUAAAAUUACUCAUAGUUGUGAAAAAACAAUCAUAUUAAAUAUUGGUGGUAUCAAGUAUGAAACAUUUGCAUCGACUUUAACAGCACAUCCAACUACAUAUCUUGGAAACUUAUUUGAGAUUCAUCGAUCAUCAUUAAAUGCAACUAAGGGAAAUGAAUAUUUCUUUGAUCGAAAUGGGUACGCCUUUAGAUAUAUUUUAGAAUGGUAUCGUACUGGGAAAAUAUUAUUAUCAAUAGGAACUGAUGAUUCCAAAAAAGCAUAUAUCACAAGGGAAGAAUUAAUGGAAGAACUUGAAUAUUUUCAAAUUCCAAUGGAAAAUUUGAAGGAUCGUUAUGACAAAAACUUUAUUAAUAACGCUACUUUAAUUCAUCGGUUGGCAGCAGAGAAAGUUGAUGAAUUUAUUUCGGCCUUGGAGGAGUUAAUACGUGAAGCCAUGAGUCAAUUUUUAAGUUUUAUAGAAUUAAGAUUUUAUAAAAAGAAUAGAUAUAUGAAAGAAUUUUGGGCUAAAAGCGAAUCCAUUGGAGUUGCAUGUUUAUCUAAAAUCAUGAAACCUUUCAGUGAUGUUGCAUUUUCUAUUUUAAAAAAAUUUGGCAAAGAAAUUGGUGAUUAUCUUGAGAAGAAUAUCGUUGGGAUUGCCUGGAAAUACGAAAUCUGUGAUUCUGGCGAUAAAGAAUUUUGUACUAUUAAUAUAACUAUACAAGAUGAAUAUUCGAAACCUGCUAUUCUUUCUUAUACAAGAUUAGCUAAAAAAUAA
This is a messenger RNA of Funneliformis geosporum, 786 nucleotides long. NCBI's taxonomy places the organism in Eukaryota, Fungi, Glomeromycota, Glomeromycetes, Glomerales, Glomeraceae. The record is from the annotation of a GenBank genome assembly.